This is a messenger RNA of Nelumbo nucifera (sacred lotus), 3234 nucleotides long. RefSeq lists its product as uncharacterized. Lineage: Eukaryota; Viridiplantae; Streptophyta; Magnoliopsida; Proteales; Nelumbonaceae. Gene Ontology annotation, molecular function: protein binding. The record is from RefSeq and is a predicted model, not a curated record.
UUUUGGAAAUGGAAACUGGGAUUUUGUAUUAAAACAUUCAAGUUGAAAUCGAAAAUUGAUAUUUGUUAUCCGACUUUAUCAAUAAACAAAAAUUCGAAAAAAAAUGGGUUUAAUUUGUUACGCACUUUCGAGGUGGGUUGUUGGGUUUUCUUGUUUCUUGUUUGUAAAAAAAAAAAAAAAAUCAGCUGGUUAAUGGGUUCUUAAUAUAGUUAUCAAGGUGGGUUUUGUUUUUUAAGUUGGAAAAAGAAAAACAGGACGACAAUGGCGGAGACAGGACGUAGGAGGAGUGCGAGACUGUCUGCACUAGAAGCGUGUAAAGUCCAGCAAGCGACUUCUGUGGGGGACCCGCCAGAUGCCCCACAACAUACUAACAAUGGAAAACGACCCUUAGCCUUGGUCGAGCAGGAUACGCCAAGGAAGAGAGGUAGGAAGAAGAGGAGGCUUAGAACCGUAGAAGAAGUGGUAGUUAAUUCUGUUUCAAGAGAAGCUGAGCAGGAAAGAGAGAACCUAAAAGAUGAAGGUCAUACAACCAAUAUUGACCAAUCAUCAAAAGUGGCUUCUUCAUCUUGGAUGAUAGAAAAACAAAAAUUGGAGCUUAUCCUUGAUAUACUACAAAUGAGAGAUAAGCAUGAAAUAUUUGCCGAACCAGUUGACCCUGAAGAGGUUGACGGUUAUUAUGAAAUCAUCAAGGAGCCAAUGGACUUUGGCACCAUGAGAGCAAAACUUCAUGAAGGAAUGUAUACAACUCUAGAACAAUUUGAGCAUGAUGUUUUCUUGAUAUUCAGCAAUGCCAUGCGUUUUAAUUCCUCAACAACCAUAUUCUUCAGACAGGCUCUUGCCAUACAAGAAUUGGCCAAGAAAGUAUUUCAAGCUCUGAAAAUUGAUCCUGAGAACUUUGCGAUGGAAUUCUUGGUUAUGAGACGAAGACAUGGUAGAAAGCCUCAUCAUGGCACCAGAUGUUCAAAUCUUAAUGCAGAUAAAGUGAGGCCUAAUAGUAUGACCAUUGAUGUUCCAUUAGAUGGUAGGCCCUGUUUCUUACAUGGUCCAUCAAGUCACAGGAAAAGCUUCCAAACAUACCGUGGGUCCUCCAGUGCAAAUCACAUUGAUAGAAGAGAUUAUGAAAAACAAUCUGUUUCAAUAUCAGAACCCCGAUGUACAUAUAGCCCUUGGACAUCUUUCCUUAAUGAGAACGAAUCUAUAGCUUCAACAAUUUAUUAUAGCUCAAAACAACUAAUGCAGGUCAAUCAUAGAGGUCUUGGAUACAGGGAGAGUUUAAAGAGGUUCAUCAAAGAUUUGGGACCAACAGCUCAGAAGGUGGCCAAUCAGAAAUUGCAAGAAUGUCAAGUUCGGAGUAGAAAUUAUCAGGUUCUAGCACAGACUUCAGUGUGCCAGAAUCUGAGUCUGAAAGAUCAGGUUCCAGGAACAUAUUUGCAACAGGAACCCAUUUCAAAUGGUGAGACCAAGAGUUCCAUGUCUUGGAAUAUCCUUGACAAGUUUUCUGAACGUCCAACUGUCCUUGCUGAUGCUAGGGAAAGAAGCCAUCUUCUUGGUGCCAUCAGAGGAAAAGUGGCGCAUGAGAAUCAACCAACUGAGAUUAAAUUGGGAUCACAUUUCCCUGUCACUUGUGUUGCGGCUCCAAGAUUUCUAUCUAUCGGUGAAACCCACCAUAGCAAUCAGUAUUCACGUAUGGUGUCAGACUCUAACCAGUUGGGUAAAGGGGUCCAGCCAGCUGAUUUGGCUUCAACGUCUCCCCAGUCAAUGCUGGCUAAUCAGAAUGACAUUACUGAGCUUCAUUCGGGUUUGCAUUUCCCUGCUGGUAAUUUUAGAGCUCCAAAAAUUCUAACUAUUGGUGAUACCAACUCUAGCAAUCAGUACUCAACUAUGAUGGACUCCAAGUUGGAUAAAGGGGUCCAGCCAGCUGAAAUAGCAUCUGUACCUUCCCAGUCAAGAAUGGAUAAUCAGAAUGAGACGACUGGGCUUCAAUCAAAUUCGCAUUUCCCUGUUGUUAGUUUUGGAACUGCGGAAUUUCCAGCUUCUAGGAUCACAAACUCCUUCAACGAACAUUCAACCAUGAUAUUGGAUGCCAUCAAGUCUGAUAAAUGGGUCCAGCCAGGUCAUUUGGGUUCUGAGCAUUCCCAGUCAAGGUUGGCUCAUCAGAACCCAAUAACUGAGAUUCAACUGGGUACAUUCUCUAUCGCUGAUUACAGAGCACUGAAAUUUCAACCUUUUGAGGUCACAAACCCUGGAAAUGGGUACUCAGCUUUGAUGGUGGACUCUAGUUCAAAUAAACAGGUUAAGCCAGCUGAAUUAGGUUCAACAAAUUCUCAGUCAACAAGAACGUCUCAUUUGAUCACAAACACCAGCAGUGAGCACCCAGCCACAAUGGCAGACCUCACCAGUUCAGAUAAACGGGUCUAUGUGGCUAAGCUCGGUUCAGAGUAUUCUCAGGCAAGGUUUCUUGGCUUUUUAUCUACAAACAACAACAUUACUGUUCCAUCUCCAUGGUAUUCAGAAUUCAUUAACGUAUCUAGUUCAAGCCAAGCUGCUGACCCUGUCCAUGGCUUCCUGUUAGAUUAUUUGGAUGGAGAGAAUCAUUCCAUGGGUUCUCCAAGCCACAAUUUGAGCUCAUCUCAGGGAGGCCCAUUUCCAGGAUAUAGUCAACUUGGAUGUGGAGAGAAUCAAGCCAUAACUGCACCAAACAAUAAUUUAUGUUUGGUUAUGGAAGAGCAACUUGCAGAACGUUGUCAGCCUAGGUCAUGGGGCCAGCAAGUUGCUUUUGAUGCUUCAUGCUUGCAGUCGAGUCUCAGUCAGCUGAACGUUAAUUCAUUGAGCAAGGAUGCUUUCAUGCAGCCAACAGGCCAGGAUGUAUUUGCACAGCCGGAUUUGCAGCUGGGUUUGGGUCCUGAGGAAGUGUUCGUUGAUGCAGCAGCGAGGUUUAACAGGGUUUCAAUAAGCAGCCAUCAAACAGAACAAAGUAGUCAAGUAUUUAUUGACAAUCGGCAAAUGACCUUAUUGGAUAAUCACCAGCUUGAUUUGGCUCUUCAGCUAUAAGCAAAGUACUUCUUUUUGGUGCUCAUUCUUUAAAGUUUAAAUAUAAAAACCAAAGGAAAGGAAAAAAGAAACUAUUAAUAUACAAUAUCAAUAUUGCUUUGUUUUUCUCCCCUUAAAAGUUAAAACUGUUCUCAUUCUUGCCUCGAGCAAACUAGUUGUCAACUUGUCAUUGUUUUCGUGUCC